AGUAGAAUCGAUCGAAUCGUUCUCUUUGGCGACUCGUGGUGCGUGAUCACAGCCUUCUCUGGUUCCAUUGAAAUCCCAACAUAUACCUUCUAAAUCGAAAUGGGUAUUCCAGCUGGUGAUGUCGAGAAAGGCAAGAAGUUGUUUGUUCAGAGGUGUGCCCAGUGCCACACAGUGGAGGCUGGAGGCAAGCACAAGACUGGCCCGAACUUGAAUGGUCUUUUUGGUCGCAAAACUGGCCAGGCUGCAGGAUAUGUCUACACAGAUGCUAACAAAUCUAAAGGCAUUACCUGGAAUCAUGACACACUGUUCGAGUACUUGCUGGAUCCCAAAAAGUAUAUCCCUGGUACCAAAAUGGUGUUUGCUGGUUUGAAGAAACCAAACGAGCGUGCUGACCUCAUUGCCUACCUGGAGGAUGCCACCAAGUAAUCACUGAAAAGAUCACUACCUUCAUAGGCAAACAAUUUUUAGAACCAAAUCAACCUGCAUUCUGUGUAACAAUGUUUUAAAUGAUACAUUGAAUAAAGUGUAGAAAAAAAUACAAACACAAAAAAAUGG
This is a messenger RNA of Daphnia carinata, 555 nucleotides long. RefSeq names its product cytochrome c-2. The transcript is spliced from 3 exons. Gene Ontology annotation, molecular function: heme binding; electron transfer activity. The record is from RefSeq and is a predicted model, not a curated record. Bases 100 to 426 code for a protein of 108 amino acids. Gene Ontology annotation, cellular component: mitochondrial intermembrane space. Gene Ontology annotation, biological process: mitochondrial electron transport, ubiquinol to cytochrome c; mitochondrial electron transport, cytochrome c to oxygen. NCBI's taxonomy places the organism in Eukaryota, Metazoa, Arthropoda, Branchiopoda, Diplostraca, Daphniidae.